Messenger RNA from Cicer arietinum (chickpea), 691 nucleotides. Its product is annotated as small ribosomal subunit protein mS33. Lineage: Eukaryota; Viridiplantae; Streptophyta; Magnoliopsida; Fabales; Fabaceae. Gene Ontology annotation, cellular component: mitochondrion. The record is from RefSeq and is a predicted model, not a curated record.
GAAAAAUUCAUUAGGCCCUAUUCGCUCCUCUUUCACUUCCCACUCACACAAACACGCACAGAGCGAGAAAGAGGGAAGAAAGGAAAAUGGCUACCGGCGGUUUGAAGAAGCUGCUAACCUUGGCAAUCAACGAAGGAGUGUCUUCUGCAAGAGCUACAAUAUUCGGUCAUCAAUUGAACCCAACCGGCAAGAGAUCUCCCCAUAAGAUUCUCCGUAUGAAGCUCUAUGGUGAAAAAGUGGCCGCAUGGUACCCUCAUGAUAUCAACAAAGAUGACCCUCUUAUUAUGGCUCGUCAACAACAAGAACGCUUAUCGAAGCUUGAAAUGUUGAAGCGUCGGGGUAAAGGGCCACCCAAAAAGGGACAGGGAAGGCGUGCUGCAAAACGCAACAAAUAAAUUAUACUCUCCCCUGUCUUGGAUUCAUACUGUGUAUUGCUUUAAAUCAAAGACUAGUAGUUGUUUCUGCAAACACCUUGAAUUUGAUUUAUUUUAUCAGAAUGACAGGUUUCUUCUUGCCUUUAUCCUGGGAGAAAACUGAAUACAUUUGAGAGUUGAAACCAUUAGGCUAAUUUGGUUGGAGAUCUUUGUCUGUUUUUUGUGCCAUUAAAUUUUCAUAAAUUGAUGUAGUCCACCUUGAAUUUUGGAAUGUUAUCACAAGUUUAUAAAUAGCCUUUGUUAUAUUGGGUUUGUUA